CAGACUCCCCGGGACCACUUCAAUUUACUUUUAUCGGCUGAAGAUCACUUGGUCGCCGCCGUGCCUCUCGGUCACUCGCUUCCCGAAAAAAGAAGAAGAAGAAGAAGAAGAAGAAGAAGAAGAAGUAGAAGUAGUGGGGCCACGCGCGGCACAUUCGGAGGAGAUUUCAGGAGGUCUCGUGUUCCUCUUCUGGGGCUCAUUCCUGCUCCGGUUCCCCUUCCUUCUCUGCCUUCGCGUCGGACGCGUUCAGCCAUCUGAAAGGGGGCACCUACGUUUCCCCCGCAGCAUCUCCACACGUAUAGGCAAAUGGAGCAAACCUAUGGAGAGGUGAACCAAUUAGGCGGCGUGUUCGUCAACGGGCGACCCCUGCCCAACGCCAUACGGCUAAGAAUAGUGGAGCUGGCCCAGCUCGGGAUCAGACCCUGCGACAUCAGCCGGCAGCUGCGAGUCUCGCACGGCUGCGUGAGCAAGAUCCUGGCGCGGUACAACGAGACGGGCUCCAUCUUGCCCGGCGCCAUCGGUGGCAGUAAACCGCGGGUCACGACGCCUAACGUGGUGAAAAAUAUCAGGGAAUACAAACAAAAUGACCCCGGGAUCUUUGCCUGGGAGAUCCGGGACAGGCUUUUGGCGGACGGGGUCUGCGACAAGUACAAUGUGCCGUCGGUGAGCUCGAUCAGCAGGAUUUUACGCAACAAGAUCGGGAAUCUUUCUCAGCCCAGCCAGUACGAGGGCGGCAAGCAAGCGUCCGCGCAGGCCGGGCUCUCCUACAACCACAUUUACCCGUACUCCUACCCCAACACCAUGUCGCCCAAGAUGAGCAGCCCCCCCGGAGUACCGGUGACGGCCGGACACAUGAGCAUAUCCAGGGCCUGGCCCUCUGCGCACACCGUCAGCAACAUCCUGGGCAUACGAGCCUUCAUGGAUCCCGCAGCCCUCGCUGCGACGGAGGGAUAUCCACCAAAAAUGGAGGAGUGGAGUAGCGUCAACAGAGCAGCCUUCCCAGGGGCGCACACAGUCAACGGGAUCGACAAGUCAGCCAUCGACGCCGACAUAAAAUACGCUCAGCCUUCCUCCACGCUGUCCAGCUAUGUCUCGGCGUGUGCGUACUCUCCCAACAACCAGUACGGUGUGUACAGCGGGUCAGCGGGCGGCUACGUGUCGCCGGGACACCACCACUGGCAGGCGCAGAGCCCGGCCCUGUCCCACCCGGGAGGCGGCAUGGGCAUGCACGCAGGGGAGAUCCACUCGGCGAUGGCCUUCAAGCACCAGCAGGCCCGAGAAGGAGACAGAAAACCGCCCAGUCCCCUGAGCAAGCAGCAGCAGCAGCAGCAGCAGCAGCAGCAGCACGAAGACUUGAACAGUGUGCAUGGACUCAGUCUCCCUACCUCGUCGUCAUAACCGGGACUUACACCACAGUAAUUACCAGACCCGUCUAAAUGAACUCAUGUCAACAGCUCCUACAGUAAGUCUGAACUCUAACAGCCCCCCUCCCCUCCCCUCCCCCCCAGGGUGCUGUAACUCACAAGUCAAACACAGGCCUAUUCACAUGCAUUAUGAAUACAGUAUACUGUAGCUUUAUCGGCCUUCGUGGCCACAUGAAUGUAAGCUUGCAUGGAUGUAUCGGUGUCUCCCCCCUCAUUGGUUGAUAGACUUUUUUCUUCAUUGGAAUAAUUCGUGUUUCUAAAGACUGUAUAUGGAGACUGCAGGAUGAAAAAAAGAAUUCAGUCUGUCAUCGAUGUUUUAUUAAAAAUGAAAAAGAAACCAAGGGCUAUAUUCUGUAACCUGACAUAUAUCACAAUAACAUGUGGCCAUGCACGAUCUCGAUCCUAUACAGUGACAAAAACCAUGUGAACAAACGUGUAAAUUGUCUAAAUGUAAAAUAUUUGCCAAAGCUUUAAUUAUAUAUUUUUAUAAUUCCAUUGUAAAUAUUCAAAAUAAAUAAAAAAUAAAGGCUUUUUUUUCAUUAAA
Molecule: messenger RNA, 1968 nt
Organism: Scophthalmus maximus (turbot)
Lineage: Eukaryota; Metazoa; Chordata; Actinopteri; Pleuronectiformes; Scophthalmidae
Gene: pax1a
Product: paired box 1a
Exons: 5
Coding region: 307-1398 (363 amino acids)
Biological process (GO): anatomical structure development; regulation of transcription by RNA polymerase II
Molecular function (GO): RNA polymerase II cis-regulatory region sequence-specific DNA binding; DNA-binding transcription factor activity, RNA polymerase II-specific
Source: RefSeq, a predicted model, not a curated record